AUGAAUUAUAUUUUUGGAGAAUAUUGAAAGCUAGACAAGAAAAUAACAAGCGGCUCGUUCGGAGAAGUGUUUAUAGGGAAGCAUAUAGCGACAGGCGAAGAAGUGGCCAUAAAACUUGAGCCCGUUUCAUCAGCUUACAACCAGCUCCUAAUGGAGUCAGCAAUCCUUCUAAGACUUAAAGAAGAGCCAGGAGUCCCCAAAGUGAAGUGGUACGGAACAAAUGGGCCAUUUAACGUAUUAAUCAUGGACUUGCUUGGGUACACCAUUCAAGAGCUUUUCUUCAUGUGCCAGAAGGUGUUUUCACUAAAAACAGUUUUAAUGAUCGCCGAGCAAGCUAUAUCCAGAAUUGAAAGUUUGCAUUCUUACCACUUGAUACACCGCGACAUUAAGCCGGAAAACUUUCUGAUAGGAAAAAACCAAUUUGAGAAUAUUAUCUAUCUUAUUGAUUUUGGCUUGAGCAAAAGAUAUAAAAAAUCACCCAAAAAUCACAUAAAAUACAAGCAGGGGAAGGGUUUUACUGGGAAUCAGAGAUUUUGCUCGAAUAAUGCUUUAUUAGGGAUUGAACAAAGUAGAAGGGAUGAUCUAGAAGCUUUAGGCUAUAUGCUUAUUUAUCUAUUAAGUGGGUCUUUACCAUGAGAAGGAAUCGGCAAUACAAGCCAAAUGAGAAAAGAAGAGCUAAUAAAAAGAAAAGUCUGCGCGACGGUUCAAGAGCUAUGCUUUCUAUGUCCUCCUGAAUUUUCCACAUAUAUGAGUUAUGUUAAGAUUAAGAUUAGCCGUUCGCACUUGCAGGGCCGGGGAUUUGCACCCCCACACGCUCUUCACCUAUAAGGAGCCUCGGCGGACACCCACCUUGUACCGCAAACAAUGAUUCGCACAACCAGUCUUGAUUUCCAUCGCUCCUGAAGCCUAAGGGCCAACCACCUGGGUUGAAACUCCCAGUUUCUUGUUGGAUAAAUGCCAUCUCUUGAGUCCUGCUCGAGGGAGUUAGCCUCCUCUCGGGACUGCUGCCGAUCUUGUCCUUUCCAAUGGUUGUUCUGGAGGUAAAAGCCCGAGUCCCACGGAUUAGCUCGAUAGGGCACGAAUAAAACCUAGCCCGACAUACACAAAGGAUUUCCGACUCCUUUCCACCUAAAUCCCCAAAACUGGGCCGCUGCCUGCAGGUUUUGAGGAAAUAGGGUCGAGAGGACAGAUGGCACGUCGUCGCCAUUUUUAAGUAUAUAUAUGAGUUAUGUUAAAAGUCUUGAAUUUACUGCCAAGCCUGACUACGCAUAUAUCAAGAGACUCUUUAGAGACCUUUUUAUCAGAAUGGACUAUGACUUUGACUACAAUUAUGACUGAAAAGCUGCUUGCAGUUAUAAUUCGCAUUCACCAGCGUUAACUUUAAAAAGGUCGUGGACUCAAAAUAACUUUGUAAAAGACUCUGAACAUCAAAAUGGUGAAGAAGACGGCAGACCUGAAGAAGGGACUAAUAGCUGCAUUAUUAUAUAG
Blepharisma stoltei is the source of this 1488-nucleotide messenger RNA. Lineage: Eukaryota; Ciliophora; Heterotrichea; Heterotrichida; Blepharismidae. The record is from the annotation of a GenBank genome assembly.